Messenger RNA from Protopterus annectens (West African lungfish), 4189 nucleotides. It is a transcript of the gene ST6GALNAC5, whose product is annotated as ST6 N-acetylgalactosaminide alpha-2,6-sialyltransferase 5. Gene Ontology annotation, biological process: oligosaccharide metabolic process; ganglioside biosynthetic process. The transcript is spliced from 5 exons. Gene Ontology annotation, molecular function: alpha-N-acetylgalactosaminide alpha-2,6-sialyltransferase activity. The coding region runs from base 506 to 1480 and encodes 324 amino acids. The record is from RefSeq and is a predicted model, not a curated record. NCBI's taxonomy places the organism in Eukaryota, Metazoa, Chordata, Ceratodontiformes, Protopteridae.
CACGCUGAGUUAAGCAGCUGUUAAGCCUUCUCAAUUUAAGAAGUUAACAAGCUUCUCAGAGUGUCGAUCCACUAUGAACCUGUAAAGUACCACCUACACAAGGAAGGCAUGAACGCAGCAGAGCCAGACAGCAGAAUGAAUCUGUCUAGCUAUCCCAGACAAAGCCACUUAAUUGGAGGUACAAUAGACAUCGCCUGAUCAUCGACAACCUGGGGGGCUGUAAACUAUUAAGGUUCACCGGGUCCAGACUACCGCUAGGACCCUGCGGAGUGCAACGCCCAGAGCUCCCCUUUUACUCUGCACUGCUCUGAGACUGAAAUGGGUUUCCAGCUCCAGCAUGCUUUGGCAUGUACUCUUUCAGUAUUAUGAGAACCUGGAUCGGCGGUGCUUUGUUGUAUUCUUCUCGCUGUCGUGGCAGUAACAGUUUUUGAACUGGACUUCCAUUAUUAAAAAAGUGGCUCCAGAUGUGCAGCUUGUCGAGUUCCAGCGAGAAGUGCAGCCCAAGAUGAAGACUCGGAUGCGACCUGGGAUUGCUGUGUUUGUAGCUAUCACCAUGUUUGCCAGCCUAUUGGUCUUGUACAGCAGCGGCAGUGGAAGCGACAGCACUAUGAAGAGGGCUCAGCCCCAGAGUACCAAAGUGAAUGUGGAGACCCUCAAGACUGCAACUGAGCAGCAGCAUGAAUCCCAGCCCACGGUGUUACCUGGAUAUAUCAGCAUCACUGAUCAUAAGCCUCUAAUGAUGCACUGCAGAACAUGUGCAUUAGUAACAAGCUCGGGUCAUUUGACAGGAAGCCUGCAGGGUGACAGAAUUGACCAAAGUGAAUGUGUGAUACGAAUGAAUGAUGCACCCACAAAGGACUAUGGGAGAGAUGUGGGCAACAAAACUAAUGUUCGAGUAAUUGCACAUUCUAGCAUUCAGCGGAUACUACGGAACCGUAGUGAACUCUUAAAUGGGAGCCAAGGCACUGUAUUUAUUUUCUGGGGUCCUAGCACUUACAUGAGGAAAGAUGGGAAAGGACAUGUUUAUAACAAUCUACGAAUAAUGAACCAGAUAUUACCACAUUUAAAGGUAUAUAUCAUCACCCGUCACAAGAUGAUACAAGCUGACGAACUCUUCAGAAGAGAAACUGGGAAAGACAGAAAGGUAUCCAACACUUGGCUUAGCACUGGUUGGUUUACAAUGCUUACUGCACUUGAGUUGUGUGACAGAAUUAAUAUCUAUGGCAUGGUGUCACCAAGUUUUUGCAGGGAACCUAACCAUACCUCAGUACCUUAUCAUUAUUAUGAGCCAUCAGGACCUGACGAAUGCACAAUGUACAUCUCCCAUGAAUACGGAAAGAAGGGAAGCCACCACCGCUUUAUUACCGAGAAACAGGUGUUUGCCAACUGGGCAAGAACUUUCAAUAUUCACUUUUAUCAGCCAGAAUGGAAACCAGACCUACAACCCACAAAUAACACUGGAAUCAACUCCAAGCUAUGAGAUUGAAUAAACAAUCUUUCAUUUGCUGGACUUCUGUGAGGUUUAAAAAUCCAUGCUGUACCAGAACUGGCAAGAUAUUCCUGGAGUAUAAGGAUAUCAGCAAUUUCUACAAUUUAUAUCGCAGUUGUUUUGAACUCAUGUCUUAAUAAAAAAAAAACACAAUUAUAUGCAGUUUCUAAGCACAGAAUUAUUUUUAGUGUCUAUUCCAGAUUCUGCUGUAAAGUCCUUCAUCUGCUCAGACUAAAAAUAGCUUGGUCACGUCCUCACAGAACUGUAUUUAGUACUGAAAUGUCUUACAAGUUCUAGGCCUUAUAUGUCAUGGUGUGCUGAUGUCCACCAGUUACUGCUGGAACAAUCCAGAAUCAUAAGAAGGAUUCAUUGCCAAGAUAUAUGGCACUUCAAUUGAGUAUGCCUGAGCACAUGACAAAUGUGAUAAUAUUUUAUCACAUUUGAAUUACAGAAAAACAUAUUGCCGGUUGUUUUACCUAUUCUGGGUGUACUUGGGUACAUUGCCAAAACUGUGAAACUAAAUCAUUAUUACUUUUGAGAUAUCAGCUGCAAUCUAUAUAAGAAGUGAUGCUAUAAAUAUAAUGUGAAUGCUAUUGAGCUUAAUUAAGCAAUACCAGCACACCUUAUCCCUAGCAUACUAUUUCCAGGGUCAAAUAUCAAAUAUUGCAAAGCUCAUGCAUUUUGAUUUGAGUGCUGUAUUUCUUUUAUGUGUACUGCUUCCUGAUAACAAACUUUCUAUUCAGUGGUCUUAUUUCUCUCUUUUCUUUACAAGCAAACAUGCAAAAUGACAAAAGUAGGAGAAAGGUGCCAUCUCAGCCCUUCUCUUUGCAGCUUGUAGCUCAUGAUUGACUGUUUUUUUCUCAUUCUUUCACCUCAUUCCAUCUAUCCCACGCUCCCUUGUAUGCUUCUGUUGAUGUAGCCUCCUCCACUCAUUUCAGUACAUCAUUCUAAGGUCCCAUCACCCUCUGCUUUAAAUAAGUUUAGUUUUUCCUUUAAUUUGACUAUCCUUCUAUCCGACUCCUGUCCAUUCUAUAUCCACCCUGCUCAGAACAUUCUAGGUUUCCUAUAGAAUCAUAAUAAAAUGGUAAAAUCCUAUUAUGUUAUUAUACUCACUUUUUCUUCAAAUAUUACAUGUUUCUUGUGUGCAUAUCUUCUUCAAAUGUCAGCUCUCUGUCCUUCCCACUACGUAUCCAAGGCCUCCUACAUAUACUGUCAACGAGCUUGGAUUUGUUUUCCCUUUAACGCUUCUAGGAUGGUAUACAUUGUUUUAAAUAUGACCCACUUUUAUCAAAUUCCUAUAUAAUAGAAAAAAUAUCUGCCUCCACUAUAUCCAUCAACUGUCUCAUUUAAACCAGGAGCAAAUCACAAGGUUUUCAAACCACACUGUCUUUGACUGAGCCAAAGGUUGUUAAUUGCACUCACAGAUUCAAAGCAUUUUCCUUCUUCAUAUUAAAUGAAUUACUACAUCUUUAUAUUCACUGGGCUGUAUUUUGUCUACAUAGGUACCUGUCCCAGAAUGCAGGAUAAUACAGUUAUUUGUAUUACACAUGGAGUUUUUAUAGGUUUAUUAGUUUAUACAUUGGUACUAGGCUAACUGCCCUUAUGGGCCAUUUUAAGUCAAGCCAAUUACCCUGUGUGAGAAUCAAACCAUGCACCUUGUCUCUGUAAGGUAAACAGCUUAACCAUUAUGCCAGUCAGUACCAUACACUGAUAUCCACCUCCUUAUGUUGCUGAUUGAGUUCUUGUUGAAAUGUACCCUUGUGAAAUCUACAUGAUAUUGUAUUUAUGUUGUUUUAAUGAUGGUCUGUGUGCAUUGUUGUACAUGUCAUAUGUGUAUUAAUAUUUCCACUAACCUAUGUAUUUACAGUAUAUUGUAAUAUGAUGUCAGUUUUCACCUAUGUAUAUGCAUUUUCUCUUAUUUCGGAGCCUUUCUCCCCAUUCCUCUGCUGAAAAUGGAUACAAUUAUCCAAUCAGCUUUUCCCGGUAAACAAAUGUCAGUAGAUAAAUGAAAAACUUAUGUCACACAGCCGAGAGCUACACCAAAUCUGACAUCACCAGCAAAAAUAUUGAGCCAUUUUUUUUUCAGUCUCCAUGUAUGAUCUGUAAUUAUACUAAAUACAGCCAGUCCAAACAGUGAGUGUUAUACUAUUUAUCUGUGUACUUGUUUUUCAUUGGAUGGAUACCUUCACCACCAUUUUAUUGGUUCUUUAAGUUUUUUUUUUCCAGCAAGAAAUUGCUCUAUAGAGCAAGGGUAAAUGCAAGAUAUAUAUCUGCUUGUGCAGACAUUAUUGUGUAGCCAACCAUCAAGCAAUCCUUUAGGAAUGUCAGGAGACAGAUACACCUGGAGAAAGUUCAUACACAAUUGGAUAGGAUAUGCAAACACUGCACAGACAUUGGAGGAAUAUACAAGUACCACACAGACAGUGAAACGUCAGGAAUGAACACUGGAUCUCUAAGGCUUGGAUCUUACCAGUGAAGCCAUCAUGCUGACCUGGUCAAACAGAUCAUCUAAUGCUGAUUCCACCAUGAUGUGUAACAUUCUAACCAACACCUUGUGUAACACAGUGCAGUGGCUUUGUUCCAUGUAUACUACCUCCACCAAGGUUCCUUCAUCUACCACUCCUAUGAUGAUUCUUCUUCUUUUGGAUUUUCCCAGUUAGGGGUCACCACAGCGGAUCAUCUGUCCGCUCAUGAUUGGCA